AUGGCGAUGGGGAAGCUUUUGUCGCAGCGCUUGUUCAAUAUCUCGAAAAUGGCGUCGCAAGGUCUCAUGAACUGCCGAAUUUCGUCUUCUUCAUUAGCCGUGCGAACUAGGGUUCCCAAAGAUCCAGGAGAAGCAACAAUCGAUCCAGAGCCUGGCGAUUUGUCGAUGUCGCGGAGGUUUCUGCACAAAAUCUCGAUGAAUCGGAUAGAAACUGCUCUGAAAAUGCCGAUUGGGGAGAGUUUGUUGGAGACGCUUCGAGAAAUGGAUGUGAACAAGGACCGGAUUCGAUUAGACGGACUUUCACCACAUCCUCCGAUGAAACCCGCGGCGGAGGAGGAGACGGAGACGUUGGGGAUUAGUGUGCGAGACGCGAAGAAGUUUCUAAGAGCUGCGCAGAUCGAAGUCGUUAGAACGAAGCUGAUGGAUACCGGGAAAAUCUGGAUCACUUACUCUGAUUUCGUUCGUCUCUGCAAUGAUUCUUCUCCGGAUCCUUCUCAGGGACCUUGGAUCGCGAAGAUGCUCGAUGAUUCAGGAAACGUCAUCGUUUUGGGCAAUUCCGUUUGCUUAAGACCCGAUCGGGUAACGAAAUCCAUCGAAGGUCUGCUUCCUUUACCACAGAUCUUUAACCCAAAUGACCCAAGAAGAAAGGAGCUAAAAGAGCUUGAAGCCAUAAAGACAGUCAUCGACGAGAAAGCGCAUGGCUUGGUGAGAAAAGAGCUUUGGGCUGGUCUAGGUUACUUGAUCAUCCAGACCGCAGGGUUCAUGAGGCUAACCUUUUGGGAACUUACAUGGGACGUUAUGGAGCCAAUCUGUUUCUAUGUCACAUCGGUUUACUUCAUGGCCGGUUAUGCAUUUUUCCUCAGGACAUCGAAAGAGCCGUCCUUUGAAGGGUUUUACCAAAGCAGGUUUGAGGCUAAACAGAGGAAGAUAAUGGAAUCUCAGGAGUUUGAUGUUGGGAGGUACUAUGAGCUGAAGAAGCUGUUUAAUCCCAAACCUUCUUCAGCUGCUGUUUCCAAGAUUCUUGGAACUCUACAGAGUUGA
Microthlaspi erraticum is the source of this 1041-nucleotide messenger RNA. Lineage: Eukaryota; Viridiplantae; Streptophyta; Magnoliopsida; Brassicales; Brassicaceae. The record is from the annotation of a GenBank genome assembly.